GGAUCGUCACUUUGUGCGGCGCUUCGAACUCCACUGCAUACACAGGUAUUGCCGUUCAUCCGCCACAAGGUGCACGCAGAACUGGCCGGCGCACCGCUCGCGUCGUCGCGCGGUUCCACCCCUCUUCUGUCUCUGCGCGGUUCCUCGUCCCCUUCCUCAACCUCAUCCAAGCCUCGUGUUCGCCGGUCGUGACAGUGUCCGCGCGUCCUCAAGAAUCAUUUGCUCCAGGCUGUGCUCCAGCGAAGUUUCCGACGGGUUUGUGCGAUCGUAGAAGGUGACUUGGCCUUAGAUGCCAAAAUCACGUUGAAAGUGUCCAUCGUCUCGCAACGCCUCAAUGACCUUUUCGACAAAGUUGUCUACCGUGUCUCGCCCAAUAUUCCGAAGAGACGCUCUAAAUAGACCGGCCUGUUCUGGAUAUCCGUAACGUCAUCGAUCUGGGUAUCAGAAGGGGACAGUGAGCGAGAGGGAAAGGUAGCGGUGCGGUCGAACUUCCCCAGAUUUCCUAAUAGUUGGGGGAAGUCAAGCCACGGGACGAUGUGCUUGGCGUAGAUGAUCCCUGAUCUGCCUCAACUUGGAUACAGUAGCUUGGGACAGAGAAUUGUGGCAGCGAUCAAGAAGGCAAAAUAAUGUGUUGGGUUGCACUCCGUUCUACCGCUUCUUGUGCUAGUUCUCUUCCUCCUUGCGGCGCUCUGCCGCUUUUCGCAGCCUUUGUUGUUCUUCGAUUUGACAUCACAAUUCGGUUAUCGUUUCCUCCAUCUCUGUUUGAAACGAGCACUCAGUAGAUAAUCGAGUAUAAUUU
Molecule: messenger RNA, 799 nt
Organism: Aspergillus welwitschiae
Lineage: Eukaryota; Fungi; Ascomycota; Eurotiomycetes; Eurotiales; Aspergillaceae
Exons: 1
Coding region: 627-782 (51 amino acids)
Source: RefSeq, a predicted model, not a curated record